AUGGCCCCCGCUCCCGUGCUGCCGCCUGCGCCCCAGCGCCCGCCGCCCGCGGCCAUGAGCCAGGCUGAGCGGGCCCGGGACCGCCAUGUUUGCUCCUUCCAUCCGCUCGGCCUCGACGUCCCCGACCUCAGUCCCGCCCUCUUCGCCGCCCCGGACUGCCUCCCGCCCAAGGGCCACCGCCCGCGCGCCGCCAGUGACGCCGUGCUCACCGCCAUCGCCCAGCUCGCCGUGCUGCACCUGCGAGCCCGCCACGCCCUGAUCUCGCUGAUCGACAGCCACUCGCAGACGGUGCUCGCCGAGGCCACGCCCGCCCGUCCCGUGUGCCGCGACACCCCUCCCUUCGACUCUGAUACCGACGCGGGCGACGCCCUGUGGCUGGGCGUGUGCUCGUUCCCGCGCCGCGCCGGCCUGUGUGAGCUCCUUCUCGACGGCCAUGACCCGCCAUCCGCCAUCGUCAUCGACCAUCUGCAACACGACCGACGCUUCCAAGCCCGCUCCUUUGUCCAGCACGCCCCGCGCUUUCGCUUCUAUGCCGCCGUGCCGCUGGUCGCCCAGACGGGCGACGUCGUCGGCAGCCUGUCCGUCUGGGACGACGAGCCCCGCGACGGCCUUGGGCCCCACCAUGUCCGCGCCCUCCAGGACGUGGCCGUCGCCGCCAUGUCGUACCUCAACGUCUCGCGCGCCAUGGACGACAGCCAGCGCGGCGAGCGCAUGGUCCGCGGCCUGACCUCCUUCGUCACCGGCGCCUCCGAUCUGCAGGACCAGGCCGAGCUGAACGUGCCGCGCAGCCCCCCGAUCCCCACCACCGCCUCGCUGCCCACCCAGUCUUCUGACCUGCCCAUACUGGAGAGGCCCGUUGCCAACGGCACUCCUCUGAACGGCCUCCACCCGCUCGUCCAGACCCCCGCCACUGCUGCCGACAUGCAGUCCCCCCAGAGUGCGGAUGACCUCUUCACCCUGCAAGACAGCAUCCUCCCUUCUGGCGCCAAGCGCAUGUUUUCGCGCGCAGCCAACAUCAUGAGAGACUCGAGCAGUCUGUCGGGCGUCAUCAUCUUCGAUGCCUCUCUGGCGAACCCGGGCGUCUCGGCCGGAAGCACGCCUUCGUCCGAGUCCAUCAGCGACACGGACGAUGCAUCCAGCGACGGAAAGGACGACGACGACGACUCGACUGGCACCGACAGCCCCGCCCUGUGUAAGAUCCUCGGCUUUGCUGACACGGACAUCUCGAGCCGCGCCGGGACCCACCCGAAAAAGGACUACCUCGCGCUGGCCGAGUCUGAUCUGAAGCGUCUCUUGAAUCAAAACCCGCAAGGCAAAGUCUUUCACUUGCCGCCGUCGCCCGAUUCCGAGAGUUCUUCCGGCGACGACGCGGCACAUCGCCCAAGGCGGAAGCGGACAGGCAACCCCAGGUUCUCUGCCGUGGCCGCCAUCAUGGAAGUCGCCCAGGAUGCCCGGAGCGCCGCAAUUGUCCCUCUCUGGGACUUUCAGCGAGAACGGUGGUUUGCUGGCGCCCUCUGCUGGACUACGGAUCCUAGACGCCAGUUGUCCUACGGCAGCGACCUGCUCUAUCUUCGGACCUUUGGCAACAGCAUCAUGGCCGAGUUGAGCCGGCUCGACGCCUUGACCAUCGACAAGGCCAAGACCACCUUCGUCGAGUCCAUGUCCCACGAGCUGCGCUCGCCGCUCCAUGGCAUUCUGGGUGGCGUCGAAUAUCUCCAGAGCAUGCCGCUCGACACCUUCCAGACCAGCGUCGUCACCUCCAUCGGCCUUUGCGGGCGGACUCUUCUCGACACGGUCAGAAACGUGCUGGAGUAUUCCAAGAUCAACGAGCGGAACCGACGGCCGGACAGGCCCUCGAAGAAGCAGCGGCCGGCGCUCCGUUCAUCGCCGUCGACACCCACUGUCGAUCUCCGCCAGCUGACCGAGGAGACGGUCGAAGCCGUCUUUUCCGGACACUCGUACACCAUAAGCUCCACCCAGCAGGGCGAAGAAUCCGACGAGACCUUUUUGCACCCAGGUCACCAAGACAUGCCAUCGCCUUCAGUGGAAGACUCUGUCCGCAGACCAGUGCGCAUCAUCCUCGACAUGCCCGAUCACCGAUCGUGGCUCUUUGCAAUGCAGCCGGGUGUCUGGCGGCGCAUUCUCAUGAACCUCUUCGGAAACGCACUCAAGUAUACCAGCGUCGGCUUCAUCCGCGUCUCGCUCUCGGCGACGGAUGUCGACGAAUACGAGACCGAGGUCUGUCUGACGGUGAAGGAUUCGGGGACUGGGAUAUCAUCCCAGUUUCUUCAGAACAGCUUGUUCAAGGCCUUCUCGCAGGAGGACCCCUUCGCCCCAGGGACCGGUCUCGGCCUCAGCAUCGCACGGCUGCUCGUCGACAGCCUGGGCGGCAAAAUCAACGUGCAGAGCACGCAGGAUGUGGGGACCGAGGUGCGGGUGACUGUCUCUUUGGCAAAGCGCACUGCGAGCGGCAAGAACUUUAUUCAAACCAUUGCGGCACGUGUCCAGCACAGAAGAAUCUGCAUUCCGGGCGAGCUUCUCCCAAAGCCUGCAGACGUCCAGGACUGCGUCGCUCAAGGGGAGCACAGCUUCGUCAAAUCGAUUGCCGGAACAGUGCGCGAGUGGUUCAAGGUGCAGACGGUCGCCGAUGUGGACCCAGAGGCCGACCAAUUGGUCAUUUACCCGGGGCCGAACAUGGAGUACAUGUCCAAGCCGCGACCUCACAAGGGAAUGACUGUCGUCAUUGCACUGGACGCAACCGAAGCCGCCACUUUACGAACGGACGCAAGGAUCGUUGGAGGCUGGAUCGAAGUCAUCACUCAACCCUGUGGUCCCUACAAACUGGCCAAACUCCUCGGACUCUACCUCAACCGACAGAGCUCGACGCUCGAAAGGUCGUCAGAAAGUCCAGCUGGCGGGACGAUAACCACCUUACCCCACCAUCCUAGACCGAGCGACGGCCCUGGUGAAGACCAAGCCGCCUCUCCCCCGGCUCCCCGCGAACCGGUGCAGCGCCCCUCUACACCGCUCAAACGGCCAUCUCUCCUUCACAACGCAACACCCGACGCGGCAGCCACACCCGACCAAUGCCGUCCCCUCCGCCAAACCCCAACACUGAGAUCACCGCUGCAACGCCGGCACACUCGAGAAGAGUCAUCAUGUCGAUCCCGCUCCGUGUCGUCCCAAGGGCGACGCCGAGGGACGCACAUCCUGAUCGUCGACGACAACGCCAUCAACGUGCGGCUGGCGUCGGGUUUCUUAUCCAAGAACGGGUUCCCCGACCACAGCUCAGCCAGCAACGGCCUCGAGGCCGUCAACAUGUUCAAGGCCGACCCGCUGCGCUGGGCGGCAAUCCUCAUGGACUUGAGCAUGCCGGUGAUGGAUGGGGUCACAGCGACGCGGGAGAUCAGGGCGUGGGAGAAGAGAAGAGCGGAGAAAGGACGAGACGGGGGGAAGCGCGGAGGAGCGGAGCGGCUAUCGGAAACGAAGCCGAUGAAGGAUGGUGAUGACGGAGAAUCCGGGGCCACAGACUUGACGGCGGCGGAGGUGGAUGCAGCGGCUUCCGGACAGGCGAAGCAGUCCACCACCUCAGGAGAGCGCAUGGAGGAAACCACACCGUCGACGAACCAAGACGAGUCAGCAACGACGGCAUCGGAAGAGGGUGCCACGUCGGUCUCGUCACCCGCCCCAGCAGCCCCCGUUUCGAAAGCCGGGGUGCAAAUCAUCGUCACCACGGGCCUCGGCAGCGCCAGCGCGCGGUUCGAGGCGCUGAGCGCCGGGGCGGACGAGUACAUGACGAAGCCGAUCCAGUUUGCGGCCCUGACGAAGAUGAUACGGGAGCGGAUGGAGGCCGUGGCGGCGGCAUCUGCAUCUGCGGCGCCGUCGGUACCCGCAUCUCCCGCCGUGUCCUCUGCCCCUCCUCCGCCCGAUACCCCUUCGUCAGUCACGGGAGACGACGGACCCGAAGACGUGGACGGGGUUGCGACGUAG
This is a messenger RNA of Diplodia corticola, 3990 nucleotides long. RefSeq names its product sensor histidine kinase response. Gene Ontology annotation, biological process: phosphorelay signal transduction system; protein autophosphorylation. The transcript is spliced from 3 exons. The coding region runs from base 1 to 3990 and encodes 1329 amino acids. The record is from RefSeq and is a predicted model, not a curated record. NCBI's taxonomy places the organism in Eukaryota, Fungi, Ascomycota, Dothideomycetes, Botryosphaeriales, Botryosphaeriaceae. Gene Ontology annotation, molecular function: protein binding; histidine phosphotransfer kinase activity; phosphorelay sensor kinase activity.